AUGUUACCUGCAGCGGAGGGCGCACUGGCAGCUGACACUCAGCCCCAAACUGAGACCAAACUGCGGGGCCCCGGGACCCAGCAACGUGCCUGCAGCAGCAGCAGCAGGAAUAGUAGCAGCAGCAGCAGGAAUAGAAGCAGCAGCAGCAGGAACAGAAACAGCAGCAGGAAUAGCAGCAGCAGCAGCAGGAACAGAAACAGCAGCAGGAAUAGCAGCAGCAGCAGGGACAGCAGCAGCACCGGCAGGAACAGCAGCAACAGCAGCAGAAAUAGCAGCAGAAGCACCAGCAGCAGGAAUAGCAGCAGUGGCAGCACGAAAAGCAGCAGCAGCAAUAGCACGAAAAGAAGCAGCAGCAGCAGGAACAGCGACACCAGGACCACGAGCAGCAGCAACAAGGCCGCGAAUAUGCAGCAACCCAGUGGGUUACAUGCAAAGGACAGACGAUCAAACCCUAAAACCUAA
This is a messenger RNA of Eimeria tenella, 462 nucleotides long. RefSeq lists its product as uncharacterized. NCBI's taxonomy places the organism in Eukaryota, Apicomplexa, Conoidasida, Eucoccidiorida, Eimeriidae. The transcript has a single exon. The coding region runs from base 1 to 462 and encodes 153 amino acids. The record is from RefSeq and is a predicted model, not a curated record.